AUGUUGUUCAACAACAUUCGAACGAGGAAAAGAGAGGUUGACGUCGUAGAGCGACAUUCAUUGAUAUUGAUCAUUUUUGUUUUCUACUUAUUUCAACAUGUACAAACUCAAUCGUUAGGCAAACCCCUGAAACAAUUAGACAAACUCGGCCAAACCCACAUAAAACGGUCUAACAAAGAUAUACCACACGUAUACUCGUCAUCAAAUGCAAACAAUUUUUUGUCAUACGAUAAAUGCAUUCAACGGAUGAAAUGUCCGUCCAGUCGUAAAGAAGAAUGCGAUGAAGAAUGUCGCGCAGGUAAUACUGAAGAAGAAAUCGAAGAACAUAUCGAGUUAACGCGAUCGGAACAUCGUAACGCGCUGCGUCAGAAGCCGAAAGCACGAUUCGAAGAUGAACAAUUAGCAGACAAAAGAGAUCUGUGA
Molecule: messenger RNA, 423 nt
Organism: Adineta ricciae
Lineage: Eukaryota; Metazoa; Rotifera; Eurotatoria; Adinetida; Adinetidae
Source: the annotation of a GenBank genome assembly